AUGUGGUCCGGGCUGCAGCACCCCGGGGACACCCUGGGACUCCUGCUGCCUGCCUCUGGCCACCCGCGUUCCCUUUGCAGCCAGGCCGAGUGGGAGCAGCUCCUGGGCACCUGCAGCGGCUUUUUCUUCUAUGGCAUGGAGAGCUUCCUGUCCCACAUACUGGUGGAAAGGUUGGCUGCCAUGAACCUACGAGAGUGCCAGAUGAUGGUCCUGCUGGGCCUGACUCGGUCCUACAAGAGCAUGCGGCGGCAUAUGGAGAAGUCAGAGAACAAGAGGUACCUGCUGUCCCCCUGCACCAGCUUGAGCCAGCAGCCUGGCCUCCACACACUGAAUAGGGGGGCGCCUGGGGGUCUAGGACUGACGGAUGUGCUCCCCAGGGAGUGUGCGGGGACAGAGUGUCCCUGCGUCCCAUGGGCAGAGCCCCAUGAAGGAGCCAACUCUACCAUCUGCCCAGACCCUUCCCUGGAGGAGUCUGGUUGGAGGGGGGUGCAGUGGAGGAAGGAGGGGAGCUCCAGCGGCAGACCAAGGCCUGCGGUGACUGGGCCAGGGGACAGAGGGCCGGCAGCCGGGAGGGCGCCCUGGCUUCAGAGCUCCCCACAUCACGUGCAGCACAGUGCCUGCGUGGGCUGCGAAGGUGGCGGAGAGUCUCAUGAUGGGUGCUUUGCCUCCCGACCCCACCGCAAGGUUGGGAGUGGUCCAGAGGGACUGACAGCACGCCGGAAUGCCCUGUCUUGUUAAAUGAC
This is a messenger RNA of Ailuropoda melanoleuca (giant panda), 743 nucleotides long. RefSeq lists its product as uncharacterized. The record is from RefSeq and is a predicted model, not a curated record. The coding region runs from base 1 to 738 and encodes 245 amino acids. Gene Ontology annotation, biological process: axoneme assembly; cilium movement involved in cell motility. The transcript is spliced from 2 exons. NCBI's taxonomy places the organism in Eukaryota, Metazoa, Chordata, Mammalia, Carnivora, Ursidae.